Molecule: messenger RNA, 2453 nt
Organism: Oryzias melastigma (Indian medaka)
Lineage: Eukaryota; Metazoa; Chordata; Actinopteri; Beloniformes; Adrianichthyidae
Gene: nap1l1
Product: nucleosome assembly protein 1-like 1
Exons: 16
Coding region: 182-1348 (388 amino acids)
Biological process (GO): nucleosome assembly
Cellular component (GO): chromatin; nucleus
Molecular function (GO): chromatin binding; histone binding
Source: RefSeq, a predicted model, not a curated record
GCGACUGCCGGUUUGCGUGAUGACGUCGUAAGUAUAUGAGCGCAGGCGGCGGGAUCUCGCUCCCUUUUACCGCCAUCGGAGCGAAGUCUCUUUCUUCCCCGGGUCCGCCUCACUGCGCAGUGCUGUUUCCCCAGUCCUGUCUCCGGCCGCACAGCGAAGCAUCACUCGAGACUCGUCGAACAUGGCAGACAUUGACAACAGUAAAGACCAGGCUGAGAUGGACCCGGCAGACAUGGAGGAUGUAGAGGAGGUGGAAGAGGAGGAGACCGGGGAAGAUGAGGACACCAAAGCUCGCCAGCUCACAGUGCAGAUGAUGCAGAACCCACAGAUCCUGGCGGCUCUGCAGGAGAGGCUGGACGGUCUGAACGGCUCCCCGUCAGGCUACAUGGAGAGUUUACCAAAGGUGGUGAAGAGACGCGUGAACGCCCUCAAGAACCUCCAGGUCAAAUGCGCUCACAUCGAGGCCAAGUUCUACGAAGAAGUUCACGAGCUGGAGAGAAAGUAUGCAGCUCUGUACCAGCCUCUGUUUGACAAAAGAAGUGACAUAGUGAGAGCAGCGUAUGAGCCCACAGACGAGGAGUGUGAAUGGAAAGCAGAUGAGGAGGAAGAGCUCACAGUAAGUAAACAGGAAGAAAUGAAGGAAAAGGCCAAGCUGGAGGAGGAGAAGAAAGACGAGGAGAAGGAGGACCCCAAAGGCAUCCCAGAGUUCUGGUUAACAGUUUUCAAAAACGUGGACCUGCUCAGUGAUAUGCUGCAGGAGCACGAUGAGCCCAUACUAACACAUUUACAAGACAUUAAAGUAAAGUUCUCUGACCCGGGACAGCCGAUGAGCUUCUCAUUAGAGUUCUACUUUGAGCCCAAUGAGUUCUUCACAAACACAGUCCUGACUAAAACCUACAAAAUGAGGUCCGAGCCCGACGAGAGCGACCCCUUUUCCUUCGAUGGUCCAGAGAUCAUGUCCUGCACAGGCUGCCCCAUCGACUGGACUAAAGGCAAAAACGUCACAUUGAAAACGAUCAAGAAGAAGCAGAAGCACAAGGGCCGCGGCACGGUGAGGACGGUCACCAAAACCGUCCCCAACGACUCCUUCUUCAACUUCUUCAGCCCCCCCGAGGUUCCAGAAAAUGGAGAGUUGGACGAAGACUCCGAGGCCAUCCUGGCCGCUGACUUUGAAAUCGGCCACUUCAUCCGUGAGCGCAUCGUGCCGCGGGCGAUUCUAUACUUCACAGGCGAGGCCAUCGAAGACGACGAUGACGACUAUGAUGAAGAGGGAGAGGAGGCGGACGACGAGGAGGGUGAGGAGGAAGCUGAUGAAGAGAACGAUCCUGAUUAUGAUCCUAAGGUUUAAGUGGUGACUGUAGAAAAAUAACCCUGUCCUGAAGGAUGCAGCCCCCCCAGCUGAGUGCAAGCAACAGUGAGGCCUUGUCUGGCUGCCUUGAGGAUCAACUGCACUGUAACUGCUUGUUAACUUCUUCAAAAAGGAAAAACAGAUUAAAAUAGUUACUUAUCGCCUUAUAAUGUUUUGUAUUUUUCUUGGUAGGGAAUUUGAACGCUGAGGUUUCCAGAUUUUUGUUACAAAUCUUCACGGUGAUAAACUGGGAGCCGCCUGGCUCAGUACACAUAGUAUUUUACUAGCCCUGUUCUCCUCUGUACAGUAAAGGAACAGAACGACUCCGCAUGACCUUGUUCAUUUGGGUUCUUGUGAUGUUUUUGUUGUUUUUGCUCUUCGACAACAGCUGUGCUUCUGACCAAAGGUGCGGGUGGAUGGUUGUCUCGGGUGAAUAUUCCUCUGAGGGAGGGGGGAUGUUUUUUUCGGCACAUGAGAAACCAUUGUAGCAUUCUCAGUCCCAGAGAUGAUGAUGAUGACGGCAGGGGGGCGUCUGCAUCAUUCCAACUCCUGGGCGGGAGCUCCUCCUGCUGGCUCCACACAUUCCAGGGAGCAGCAUCAAAGCCCAGGAGCCCCGUUUAUCUCCAACAUUCCAGAGAAUUCCAGGGAAAGAUGGUUCAGGGACACCUUCAGGCUCUCAUGUCCUUCCGUCUGUGGCGGCCAUCACGUCCUCUGCUCAAAGUGGGAGGGGCUCUGAGCCGAUGUAGCACAGGAGGCAGGAGGAGACUCCCAGAUUUCCGGAUAAUUCUUUAUUUUUAUUUGCUUCUUGUUGACUCUCACCCCUCCCUGGUUUAUCACUGUGACGGGAGGGCAGAUGUGAUAAGGCCCCACGCUCAUCUGGGCCAGCGAUCGGCCACCCCUCCUCACCCUUGUCGUCCUUGAACCAAAAAAAAAGCAAUACUACUACCCCUCCCAGGUGGCGUGUGAAGUGUUGGGGGGGCGGGAUGCCUCUUCCUGCAGGAGUGGGUUCUGUUCAGCUGUUGUCAAGGUAAAAUGCUAUGCUACAAAAAUACUAAUGUACUCAAUACUGUUCGUGUAUGGUCAUGAAUAAAUUGGUAAAACACGC